UAACGGGAUGGUUGACUUGAGUCAGAAGUAAUGGAUACAUUUUGGUGGGUAGUUUAGUGGGCAUGAUACAGCAAAAUGCCAUUUUCUCUGAAGUUUUUGAACAUAUUUGUUGACAUACUUUUUCUUCUAGCCAAAGCAUAGUGUUCAUAAAUGGUCAUAGUAAAAUUACAAUAUGAGAACAUGCAUGCAGGAAAUUGCGUAAAAAGUUCUGUAGUUGGGUAUCGAAAAUGCGCUACUACCACCAGAGCGCGCACUAUCGUUUCUAAAUGUGGGGCGUGACGCUGUGCCUGUACAAGUUUCAAUGAGCGACGCGCUCGUACACUUACAGCAAACAGAAUUUCAACAUUCCGCUUUCACUUGAACAGCGGAUGGGCACACCCAAACAGAUUCAGGAGAAACGUUCAGAUUGGGAUGCGAAGAGUCUUUCGUUCCAGCGUUUUGAACGGGAGGUCGGGAUAAUGUUAUAAUCUUAACCCUAUGGGCACAGAGAACGCAACAGGUUGCAGCCAUGGCAAUAAAAGGAUUUGUCUGCCAAUGGAGUCUCUUGUUAUUGUCCAUUUGGCCUACAAGAGACCAACUUGUGGAGGGAUGUGCAUGCCCUGGAGCCACCAUUCUGGCCCAGUUUCCACCAGAGUUGCCCUCUGAGUCUUGCUGUCUGAACUACUCUGGCUCCUCUUUCAACCAUGUCCUUUGGCCCACACUCAGCAAUGGGACCAAUUUACAGAUGCUGGAUCUGUCCCACUGUAACAUCAGCCGUAUUGAGGUGGGCACUAGCUGGGCUGCAUCACCUCUGAUGGUGGUCUACCUGAGACAUAACAGACUAACCGUGCUGCCAGGAAACUUCCUGGCCACUCAGCCCAGUCUCAGGGUGUUGGAUCUGGGCAUGAACCUUUUAGGGGAGUUGCCUGAAGGCUUCUUCCAGGGCUCUGAGGAGCUCCAGGAUCUGGAUCUACAGGGGAACCGCCUGCAUUCUCUCCCCACCUCUGCACUACAGCGGUCCAGUCUGCUGAAGCUGAAUCUGGCUGACAACCCGUGGGACUGCUCCUGUUCCCUGGUGGAGAUCCUGAAGGCUGGAGGGCAGGGGAACAGCAGCAGCCUCGUGGGUAACGUGACCUGUGCCUCUCCCAACAGCCUGGUAGGUGAGAGUGUGUGGUCAGUCAGGGGGAGUGAUGUGUGCCGUCCCCCAGGCCUAACUGCCCUCUUCAUCCUCCUCCCCCUCCUCAUCCUCCUGGCCCUGGUGCUCUGUUGGUGCUGCGGGAGGACGAAAAAGAGGAAGGAGACCCUCACAUUUGGCUCCUCCAAGAACAAGGCCUCUCACCCAGACUGCAAUGGGCACAGGCAGCAUCGAUCCAAACACCCGGGCAGACAGGCGGCCAAGUUGGAGGAGGGUGGCGGAAGGGAAGAUAUCCUGAAAAACCAGCUACUGCUACGCCCCUCCUCCACCCUACUUGGCAGCACCAGAGAUAUCUACGAGGAAGUGGAGAUCAAGUUGGGCUCUGUGGACUCUCUGCCUCGAGCCCCCUCCCACUGUUCAUCUUCCACAGAGGGGGGCCCUGGGAGGCAGGGGGCCGGAGAAGGACUGGAGGUGGGGGGCAAGAAAGAACUGGAUGCAGUGAGUGUGACGGAGGUGAUGAAGGAUUCUGCAGAUAGGGAGAAAGCUUACUUGACCCAGUCCACAGAGUACUACAGCUUAGUGCCCGGCAUCGACCUGGAAGACUCAGACCAUGGAGAGUAUGAGAGUGUGGACCUCUCGUGACACCUAAACCAGGCGACCAGAGAGAAGUGACGUUGGGGGGGGGGGGGGGGGGG
Molecule: messenger RNA, 1809 nt
Organism: Hypomesus transpacificus
Lineage: Eukaryota; Metazoa; Chordata; Actinopteri; Osmeriformes; Osmeridae
Product: SLIT and NTRK-like protein 3
Exons: 2
Coding region: 509-1756 (415 amino acids)
Molecular function (GO): protein binding
Source: RefSeq, a predicted model, not a curated record